UCCUCGCCAUGUGCAGCGUCUCAGGACUGCGCUCGCUGCUGUGUGAGGUGGUUUUCAGACCCGCGGGACCCAGACUCAGGGCGGCAGGACGCAGGCAGGGGGCCGGACCGGACGGCGGACGCAAAGCAGAGUCAGGGCUCGCCCUGGUGCAGUGGCUGAGCUCGCCUGUGGAGGGCGCCGAGUCGUGCUCUCUUCAGGUCCUGCAGCUGCUGAAUGAGCUGCUGGAGGAGGCGUUGGGAGCAGAGAGUGUGUCUGAAUGUGUGCUGAGCUUCGUAGAAAUGUUGCUUCCUGUUCUGCUGGGGCUGCUGAGGGGCCUCGAUGCUUCGCAGGGCGACGCUCACCUCAGAAAACACUGCCACCGCAUCACACACGUCAGCAGCCUGCUGCUCAUCCUGUGUGCUGAGGACUUCACCAGAUCUUUGGUGUCUCGUCAGGUGAGCGCUCAGCUCUGCCUCUCGCAGGUCGAGUCCCUCCUCUCCUGGUUUCACAGCAACAGCCCCCUCACCUGCCAUCCUCCAGGCUCCGACAACGAUCUCAGUCAGGUGUGUGCAGAAGCUCUGCUGACGACUCUGGAGUUAAUGAGCAAACUGAGACAACAGGUGAAGGACAUGGAGACCGGCUUCUACAGGAUGUUACAGGACCAGAGGAUCGUGGCGCCGCUCUCUCUGUCCCUGACGUCCCACCACAGAGAGCGAGUGCAGACCGGACUCUCUCUGUUGUUUGAAGCCGCGCCCCUCCCUGACUUCCCGUCUCUGGUGUGAGUCACUCGUGGAAAACAACACAUAUGUCACCAAAUCUCUAAUCCUGUAAUAUACAGGACACUCUCACCUCUGGCAUGUCUCUAAAAUUCCUGAAACAAUCAGGGAGAGAUUUUUUUAACAGUUCAUAACUCAUGUUUAUAAAACUUUAAAUGAGUGAAGAAAACACAUUGAUUAACUCUUUGUAACUUGAGCAAAUUGGCUUGAUUUCUUACAAAAGCAUGGCAAGAAGGCAAUAAGUAAGUUUUCAAUGCAUGGCCCAAAAAUGAGCA
Messenger RNA from Plectropomus leopardus (leopard coralgrouper), 1030 nucleotides. The record is from RefSeq and is a predicted model, not a curated record. Lineage: Eukaryota; Metazoa; Chordata; Actinopteri; Perciformes; Serranidae.